This is a messenger RNA of Prorocentrum cordatum, 1601 nucleotides long. The record is from the annotation of a GenBank genome assembly. Lineage: Eukaryota; Dinophyceae; Prorocentrales; Prorocentraceae.
UUCAGUUGAGGGCUCGCGGUCUUGGCAUAUCAGAACUCAAGGUCGGCUACGAAGCUGAGCUCCCGCCAAGAGUUCGGACUUUGCACCGUGAUGGCGCCGGCGAUCACCAGUUUUGCCUCUUCAUAUGAUCGCCCGCUUUCGACGCCGGGCUGCGGCGCGGGGUUCGGCGCGCAGGACCGCGGCGGCCUUCGGCGCGUGCAGUCGGCGCCAGUGCUGUUCCCCGAGCCCGUGGUGCUGUGCCCCGUCUGCCCCGCCCUCGCGUGGGCCGACAUGCUGGAGCUCGACUUCCUCCUCCCCGACGACUCGCCCAGUUCCUCGAGCGACGAUGGUCUCUCGGCCGUCCUGGCCGGGCUCGAUGUUGGCAGGCCCUCCACGAUUGGAUCGCGCCAGCACUCGCCGGUUGCUGUUUGCACGCCGCUCGGGCUACCUUUCGAGUCGCCAUUCGACGCGCUGCCGCUCAAGGUGCUGGCAACUUCCGAUCGGGCGGUCAACUGCACCCGCACGCCCCUCAGCACCAAGGCCAGGCCGUUCGUCGCCGCGGGUGCUGCCGCGGCCGAGACCUUGUUGCAGCGGGGCCCCGACGGGGGCUUCGCGAAAAAGUACGACUUCGUGUACAUCCCGACUGAUUUCGAGACCACUCGUACCCGCGGCUUUUCGUUUGUGAACUUGACCAGCCCAAGUCACGUGAAACCUUUCUUCGAGACGUUCGAUGGUUUUUUCGACUGGCAGUGUCAGGCUUGCAGGAAGGAGUGCCAGGUGUGCCGGAGCGAAACACAGACCUUACAGUCCAACAUCCUCCGCUACAAGGACAGCACCAUCAUGGACCCAUCGGUACCCGAUGAGUACAAGCCGAUUAUAUUGAAGGAUGGCGUGCGCAUCCAGUUUCCGCAGCCCACCCGAGAGUGCCGCAAAAUUGGCAAGAGUUUCGGAACCAGAAAGGGCUGUCGAAGGACGAUGAAUGUCGCAUUCCGUGCAACAAGGGACCUCUGCAUGUGAGCGCAGAAGCCAUUUCCAUUCUGAACGUCCCGUUCUAUUCUGCCUCAUUCGCCUUCUCGUCGGCGUCUAGUUUCUCCUUGUCCUCCUUCUUUUUUGUCAUUGCUUCCCGAUCACCGCACAUCCCCGAGGCUUGUCUCAGCUGGCGCAGCGGGAGCAAGCCACUUCCCCGGCUUGGGCUGCGCCGUGCUCCCCCCGGCCACGACGGCAUGACAUGGCUUCGUAGCCAUGACUUCUUGGCCUAGUGCCAGCCUGCUCGAGCUUGGUCAAUGGCAACCUUUUCAUGGUGAGCUUGCCUCGACCGAGUCUUGUCAACAGUGACUUGCUUUGUUGGUCCAGUUGGAUUACUCAGCGGCAGUGGCAUCUCGUCAGUGGCUGUAGCUAGGCGGUUGCUACUUGCGAAUGUCUAAAAGCAUUGUGUUCCUUCUAUAUCAAGUCUCUCCCAUCCGAACUGGCAGGGACGGGGCAACAUACGUGUUACCACGUUGUCUCCUGCUUCUUCUCGAACCGCGGGCAGUCAGCGAGCUGAGAGGCCGCAGACAGUGUGCAGCGGGCUCGGAUGGAUUUAGCGUGCCUUCUGGUGUGCCAGUAACGCAGAAAAGGAGGGG